CGCACACCUUACUUCAGUCAGCCUUGAAGAAUCGGUUUUUGUUGCACAGGCGACGGCAAAUCAUUGUGCCGUUCUUUUCGUCAAAGGCGCCUCGAUGUCAACUGAACCACGUGUCAAUCAUUCCAUGGUGGGAGUGAUGGAGCAGCAGAUACACUGGCUCAACGUUUCCUUGACAAGAUCACCUCCGAAAAUGGUCAUGCGCGACGGUGCUACUGGCGUCGACAGAUUUUCGGCGCCACCAUCGGCAACGUUGCCUUGCGACAAUGCUAUAAAAGAAGAAGCAUCACGGGUCUUCGCCUGUGGGCACGGCGCGGGCAUCGUGAACAUGCGUCUGAACCACCCGUUUCUGUUUCUUGUGCAGGUGAGAAACGAUCGCCCCGUUCACUGUUAUAGAAGCAACAAUGUAUGUCUGCUCCUUGUGCCGUGCCCACAGCGAGUGUUUUCGCUGUUUGCCGCCCCAUACUACCACUGUAUCGGGGUGCUUCCAUGCCUAGAAGCCUUGUUAAUGCCUUUGUGUGAAUUACUGCUGUUGAUAUGCGGCGAUGUUGAACGGAAUCCGGGUCCCAUGAAUGAUCAACUUACGGAGAUGCACAAAUUAAUGAAGGACAUGCAUGAACGUUCAAUUCGCAUUGAAGCUGCACAGAUGACGAUGUCAAGCGACAUCUUAGAGCUUAAGAGUGAGCAACAAUCACUUACUAAAUAUAUUUCUACCAUAGUUACGCGCCUAGAAUCUGUCGAAAAGCGGACAUCUAUUUUGGAUGAUGUACAGUGCGAAUUAACAACAACGCGUAAGCUAACUGAGCAGGUGGAAAGCGAGGCACUUAGGCUACGCGUGCGUCUUGAUGAAGCAGAAGAUCGCUCUAGGAGGGACAAUUUAGUAUUUUUUGGUAUCCUUGAUAACGCUUCUAAAACGGCGCAGCAGACAGAAGAAAAUGUUUUAAGUUUAAUUCGCCAAUCUCCCGAAACAACCUUAUCUGCCGAUAACAUUGCGCGCGCGCAUAGGAUCGGGCGAUUUUCUACCAACAAAGUUCGACCUAUUAUAGUAAAGUUUUCCACCUACAAAACAAAAGAAACGAUUUUUUCGAAGCGUCACAUGCUCAAAGGAAGCAGAGUGGUCAUGCGGGAAGAUUUUUCAGCCAACACUCGUCGUAUUAGAGAGAAACUAACUAAUUAUGCCAAAGAACUGAACAGCCCUUUCAAACUGCGCUAUAACAAAUUAAUUGCUAAUGACACAUGCUACGGCUAUGAUUGCAGUACUGACGCAGUACCGUAAAAACCCGCGUAUAGUACGAGGUUUUUUUCCUGUUAUUAGCGUCCCAAAUUUCCGCCUCGUACUAUAUGCGGUUCCGGACAAAAAUUUCAAAGUUCGGCUCAAAGUUUUGGUUUCGUUAUUGCUCUGUGGCUACGGCUUGGCUUCGUGAUAUCUGCAUGGCUACGUCUUGGCUUUGUUAUUGCUGCCUGGCUACGGCUUGCCUUCGCUAUUGCAGCGUGGCUACGGCAUCGUUUCUUUCUUUGUUGAGUGCGGACUUUGGCAGUUCACGCAUGUUCACGUGUUAACCGCGCUUCGCGAAGUGCAUCGUUUUUAGUGAAGGGGCACGAUGUCGGGGGCACGGAAGCAGUACUCGGCAGCUUUCAAGCGAAAUGUGAUUUUAGCGGCAGAGGAAAUCGGCAACAGUGCGGCCGGGAGGCAGUUUGGCGUCACCGAGGGAAGCAUCCGCAGA
Molecule: messenger RNA, 1721 nt
Organism: Dermacentor andersoni
Lineage: Eukaryota; Metazoa; Arthropoda; Arachnida; Ixodida; Ixodidae
Source: RefSeq, a predicted model, not a curated record